This is a messenger RNA of Trichomycterus rosablanca, 2465 nucleotides long. It is a transcript of the gene tmprss3b, whose product is annotated as transmembrane serine protease 3b. Gene Ontology annotation, molecular function: serine-type endopeptidase activity; protein binding. The transcript has 13 exons. The record is from RefSeq and is a predicted model, not a curated record. Gene Ontology annotation, cellular component: membrane. Lineage: Eukaryota; Metazoa; Chordata; Actinopteri; Siluriformes; Trichomycteridae. The coding region runs from base 476 to 2110 and encodes 544 amino acids. Gene Ontology annotation, biological process: proteolysis.
CGUGCCUCCUCCAUAUGUCCAACUGGUCUUUUGUAACUGGAGUAACGGACGUGACACACUGCCAUGAGAUCUGAUCCACAGCUGUAGUGGAUCAGACAGAUCACUGCUCACCUGAUCAAAUGUCUUAUUGUGUUACAGACAGGGUGUGGUAAAGAAAGGGAUCAGAAAGAGACAGGCGAGCAGAGACAGAGAACGAGUUAAGUCUUAUAGACUGGUAGGCAAAAAUGAGAUUAGAAUGUUGCAUUAGACUUUAUCGACUCAAUUUGUAGUAUUAUAUAUGCGUUAGUGAAUAAUUAGCUUGUGUUUAAAUAGCUUUUUAACAAAAAAAAAAGUCUGUGACUUUUUUAAUUCAAGCGGGUCAACAUAGACCUUGGGACUAAAAUAAUCUAGAUCUUUCACUUUGCCGAUGACAUUGCGGUGUCACUGUGGCCUUUUUGUGAUAUCCAUGGACAGAUGAAAGGAUGACAGAGAGGUGAUGGCUUUCUUUGAAAAGAACCUUGGAGAAAAAGCUGCUACAGAGGAAAAGAAAUCUACAGAUAAGAGCUCUGUUGAAGAGGAUGCAGAGUCUGGUCAGUUUGAGGCAGACACAGAGAGUGAAGACCUUCAAACCAUCGACACCCCCACUGUGAUUAAUGUGAGUCCCAUCAGCAGUUCAGUAGGGGGCUGGGGGACUGCCAGACCUCCCCAGCACUUUGAGCCCAACACCCAUGAUCCCCAUGUGCCUGUUAGCCUGCCCACUGAGGCAUUUAACCCACUGCCCAUCUACAAAAAACACACCAUCACAACUUCACAGAGUCUGAGAACAUCCAUCAUUAAAGUCCAACCCUUCAGAAAUGGAGAAGAUCUAUCUGACUCUAUGUCCUCAUGUUUGCCUUUCAUACCUCACAAGUUACUGAUGGUGCUGAUCUUCAUUUGUUUGUUAAUAGCAGUUAUUGUGGUUCUAGGAAUUGGUCUGGGAGUAGGUUUAAGCUGUUCAGGAAAAUUCCAGUGUGAGUCGUCAGUAAAGUGCAUCAGGAAAUCCGCUCUUUGUGAUGGAAUUAAAGACUGUGGUGAGGGAGAAGAUGAACUCAACUGUGUGAGAGUAAGUGGGAAGCACUCUCUCCUGCAGAUUCGUAGUAGGGGGGUUUGGAGGUCCGUGUGCUGGGAGAACUGGAGCUCCAGUCUGGGAAUAGCUGCAUGCAAGCAGCUUGGCUACAACAGCUACGUGAACUCCAGCUCUAUUCCUUUAUCGUCUGUCGAGUCAACUUUCAAGAGGAAUACAGUGACACUAGAUUCCCGCUUUUCAAUUCCUCAGACCUAUUUUAAAAUUCACAACAGUUCCUACCUCAGAACGUUUCAGUGUAGGUCUGGGAUGGUCACAGUACUUAAGUGUAUAGAGUGUGGUAUCAGACCUGGUCUUCAGACUCGUAUAGUAGGGGGUAAUGAGUCUAUUUCUGGGCAGUACCCUUGGCAAGUAAGCUUGCAGUACCAGAACCAGUAUAUCUGUGGAGGGUCCCUUAUAACCAACCAGUGGAUAGUUACUGCUGCACACUGUGUAUAUGGCUUUGACAAUCCAUCAUUAUGGUCAGUUCGAGUGGGUCUUAUAGACCAGCCUGGGAAUGGAGCACAAGAUCUUGCAGUGAUGAAGAUCCUCUACCAUGGUACAUACCACCCAGAGGGCCUUAGCUAUGAUAUUGGCCUCAUCAAGAUAACACAACCAGUCACUUUCAAUGAUAAUAUCCAGCCUAUCUGUUUGCCUAACUUUGAAGAAGGUAUUAAACCAGGAUCUUUGUGCUGGAUAUCAGGCUGGGGAGCCACGGACACUGGAGGAGAAGUUAGUGCGUCUCUACAAUCAGCACCAGUUCAACUUCUCUCUACAAAAGCAUGUGAAAGGCCAGGACUUACACCCUGGAAUAUCUGUGCUGGGUACCUGGCAGGUGGAGCCGACAUAUGUCAGGGGGACAGUGGUGGUCCGCUGGCCUGUAAGGUUUCAGUAUGGAAGCUGUUGGGAGCAGCGAGUUGGGAUCAGGGCUGUGGAAAGAAAAACAGUCCUGGAGUUUAUACCAGCAUAACUUAUGCUCUACAGUGGAUCCACCGAAUCAUGGAGAUAGAAGAGGAAGAGGCAGUCUGAGCAUCAUUCAUGACUUCCAGUGGUGUUUUCCUUCAACAAUAUCAGCAAAAGGAAGCACUGUAUUUGUAUGGAACUCAGCAAGUACCAGAUUAUCAAUGAAUAAGUGUACUCAAAGCCUGACAGAUUUACAUAAGCACAGUGUCACUGUUUGUUUGAAAGCAAUCUCGGUCUGUCUGUCUAUCUACCUACCUACCCAUCCAUCUAGCCAUCCAUCCAUCCAUCCAUCAGCAAUUGUAAAUAUUAACCUCCUCCCCCCAAAAAUGUAUUAUUGUGAUGUGUUUAAAAACAUACAAGCAAUUUUAUAAGUUAUCAUAAUUUUGAGUUCAAAUGAAAUAAAUUUAGUUCUUUUGACAAA